Aspergillus ibericus CBS 121593 is the source of this 2413-nucleotide messenger RNA. RefSeq lists its product as uncharacterized. The record is from RefSeq and is a predicted model, not a curated record. The transcript is spliced from 2 exons. NCBI's taxonomy places the organism in Eukaryota, Fungi, Ascomycota, Eurotiomycetes, Eurotiales, Aspergillaceae. Gene Ontology annotation, cellular component: nucleus. Bases 94 to 2262 code for a protein of 722 amino acids.
CCUGCAGAUAAAUCGACCCGACACCGGCACUCUGGCAGGUGCAUUUUGACAACUCACAUCACCUGCCGCAGAGGUGGAGGGACCGCCGACAACAUGGCCCGCCUCAACCCCGCCAGUCCCGUCAAGCCAGCCAAGCUACAGGAGCGCCGAACACCUCCCCAGAACCGACUCAAUCGAACUGCGACGAUCAAGCGCGAGGACAGAGACAGAUACCAGGCACCGUCUACUCAGAAGGACAAGGCAGAAAAGGAACAAUGGGCCGCCAUCGACAAGACAUGGUCAAAGAACAGGACCUCUACAACCGCAGCAAUUGAAAGACCUUUGCCGGCGAAGAAUAGAUCACAAAGGGCCGGCACGGUUUCCAGUGGAACAUUCGAUAUCUUUUCCGAAAGCGAUGGACUGAGUGAAACCGAAGACAGCAGCUUCUCGUCGUCUCGCUCUUUGUCGACCGAAGACCGAACAACGGACCCUUUGAAGCUCUCGCAGGUCAAUUCUUUGUUGCUUCCAUUGUCGCAGCAACCGCGCAACAGGCCACCGCGCAAGUCGGUGGGUUAUAAUUAUGACAAGGAAAAUGAUCCCAUCGAUGGGGAGGAGCAGGAAGAUGAGGGGUCGUCUCUCUCGAGGAAUUCGUCGAAUGCUUCGAAUCGAUCCCCUGCGCGGAGCAUAGCCCGACAAAUACCACCGAGAGGCAGGUCGAGGACCAGAUACUGGGGAUCUCUGCAACCGGAGUCGGAGUCCGAUGAUGACAACGAGAGUGAGAAUGGCUUUGACUCCAUGGACGAUUUCAUUGUCAGUGACAAUGAAGAUGUCAGCUACCAUGAGACAUCGGAUGGUGAAACAUUCGAAGAAGAAGAGAAACAACCAACGCCUUCUCCGCCCAGGACUAAAAGGAGACUGAUGAGAGGAAGACGCCCUAAUGCAGAAACAGAGCCUACGCAUCAGGAUCAUUCUGACAAGGAAAGUCUCCAUCUGGAACCGUCUCUACCGGCAACUAUGACACGGGAAGUCCCCAAAUUAGAUCCAAAGCCUAAGAAACUGUUUCAAAAUGAGCUGGAAGUAUUGGAGAAGCUGAAUGACCUGAGGCUGGACAAUGGAGAACUCGGUCAGCGGGAACAAUGCCCUGAUGGGGAUAUCGAGCCAACUGAUUCUCCGACGAAGAAGCCACAAACCAGCAAGGGUGAACCGUUGGAAACUCCCCCAUCUAGUCCUUCGAAACGCUCUCUCCGAUCCCCAACGAAGUUCAAGGUCCAUAUACCGCCGACACCACAUCGGGAAAGCGUUGACGCAUUCUGGAGCCAAGAGACGACAAACAAUUGGGUCGAUCAGUACUCUCCGCGCAAGAUAGAUCUGCUGCAGGAUUUCGACGAGUCGGAAGCUGAGCCCCUCGACACGGACAUCAUGCUCAAGGCCGUGAAGAAGAAAAGGUACACGGUCAAGAUAGAAGAGUUGGGUUCCGAGGCCACCGACACGGAGAUCGUGCCCAAAGCCACCAAGACGCCUACCAAGACACCUACUAAGACGGCUACCAAGACCCCCAGCAAGACGGCGCUGCGAAAAGCGGAGGCGGACAAGAGAAAAGCUGAAAAAGCGCGCAAGCAGGAAUUCCUCGAGAAGAGACACGCCAUGGCCGAAGAGUUUCUCAAGGUUCUUGACGACACCGUGACCGGAGGUCAGAUCCACCGGCUUACGGAGGCGACAGGUGGUGUGCCAAUUAUCUGGAAGACUUUCCGAACAACUGCCGGACGGGCAACUUGGCACUAUGGAAAAGUCGAGCCGGGGAAACAUUGUGCCAUGAUCGAGCUCUCGUCGCAGAUCAUCGACGCCGAAGACCGGGUUAUCAAAACCCUAGCCCACGAGUUCUGUCAUCUGGCCAACUACAUGAUAUCGGGGGUGACGAAUAACCCCCACGGAAAGAGCUUCUACAACUGGGCCCACAAGGUUGAGAAGGCACUGAAGGACCAUCCCAUUUACGGCCAACAUAUCGAAAUCACCAGCCGACAUACCUAUGAGAUCGACUACAAGUACGUAUGGCGCUGUGUCGAUUGCAGUUAUGACUAUGGGCGACACUCCAAAAGCCUCGACACGCAGAAGGCUCGCUGCGGAGCAUGCCGAGGUCGUUUACAGCAGAUCAAGCCCAAACCGAGGAACGUUUCACCGCUGAAGAAGGCGACGCCAUUCAAGCCCACGGCUGGGCUCGUGAACGAGGUGGCCCGAGUGAUGAAGGAGGCGGAACAGAAGACGAUUGAUCUGACUGGGUAUUGAUGGGAUGGCCUGUGGAUGGAUAAUUUAUGAUUGAUGUUGAAUUUAGCGACUGCUUAUUUCUGUUGAUUCUAUUUUGGCUGGUAUUGUACAGCUAGAUUGCUCAUUGGAUGUUGUAAAUAGGAUGACUGUAUAUUGAUGUUCAAUCGGGUCU